CCUGCCACUUCCUCUGAUAUCACCGAUAUCGAUUCCUUCGCUGUACUAUCGCCACCCUUCUCCGAUCCCCCACCGGCAGAGAGUUUACACCCGCUCUCAUGGAUACCCCGCCAGCCCCCUAUUGGCUAAUUAGAUAAAGAGAUCUCAUUUACUAUUGAAUCACGUUCGUCAUUCUACAACAGAAAGACGCAAAGUACCGAAGAUCUUCCACCUGUUAGUACCGAAAUCUCCAGAUCGAUCAUUAGGCGUAGCAAAAUGAACACAAAGAUGGAGGACUCAAAAACUUCGAAAGAGCCUGAUGAUAUAACUGAAGUGGGUGAUGACUCUGACGGUGAAGAGGAUGAUGUAAAGGUUUGUGAUAUAUGUGGAGAUGCUGGUCGGGAGGAUUUGCUUGCAGUAUGUUGUAGGUGUACUGACGGAGCUGAACAUACUUAUUGCAUGCGAGUGAUGAUUGAGGAAGUCCCGGAGGGAGAUUGGCUCUGUGAAGAAUGCAAACAUGAAGAGGACUUGAAAACCCAAAAGCAAAACAAAACUUCUAAGGUUGAUGGAAAUGAGAGCACUUGUCCUGCUGGACAAACAGCCAUUAUCGGUUCUGAUCAUCCUGGUUCAACAAGGGAACAAGGCUUUAUCAAUGUUGCUUCACUUUCUCGUGAAAGCUCAUUUAAGAACUCUGAGAAGGGCAAACUGAAUGUAUAUCCAUUAUCUACAGGUACAUUUUCAAAACCCAAUUUAUCCAGCUCCCGGAUUCACAGCCCAAAAGUCAAACUUGUUGAUGGUGUUCUUCCUUCAAAGCGGAAAUUGGUGAAGGGAACUGCUUCCACUAAAUCAAAAGGGGGACCCUUAAGAUUAAUGGGAAAAUCACAAUCUUUUAAAUCCACCAGCUCAAGUCGUUUUUGUGAUUCUGAAUCAAUAGUCGAGGUACCAUCACCUAGAUUUUCUCAUGAUGAGGAUACAAAAGGGCAAAGACAUACUAAAGAAGACAGUUCAUUUGAGAGGAAAAGUUUUCGCAAACCAGAAAGAGAAUUCAAUAAAGAUGUGUCUGGUUUUGAUGAAGAUUCACCUGCCAAUCCAAAGGAAGAUUCCUCCUCAGAACAACACGGCAUGGUUGAUAAAUCUAUUGUGGUAGAGGCACCUCUUGUAAAAAAAUCAGGAGAGGCCAUGAUUAGCCCCUGUGAUUUGAAAGCUGCAAUUGAGGCUGCUAUGCUCAGGAAGCCUGGAAUUUGCAGGAAGAGUAAGGUGAACAUGGACAAGGAAGCUUCUGCUCAAGAUCAAAUACCCAGUUCAGAAAACAAGAGAAAUCUUAAAGGUCUGGUAAAUGUUGAUGCACUAGCAAUAUCCGUGCUUCUGAAAUCAGCAAUUCCAGAACAUCGGUACAUAUGGAGUGGAGAUUUUGAGGUUUUCAAGAGUGGGAAAAAGCUAAAUCUAUGUGACGGCAUUCAGGCUCAUUUAGCAACUUGUGCAUCUCCUAAAGUUGUUGAUGAAGUUAGGAAAUUCCCUUGCAAGGUGUUGCUUAAUGAAGUGUCCCGUUUGAGUACCUGGCCUCUUCAGUUCCAUGAGUUUGGAGUCAGAGAAGAUAACAUAGCCCUCUUCUUUUUUGCAAAGGACCUCCUGAGUUAUGAGAAUAAUUACAGAGUGCUGAUUAGGAAUUUGAUGAAGCAUGACCUAGCUCUUCAAGGGAACUUUGGAGGCAUUGAGCUGUUGAUAUUCCCGUCGAACCAGCUUCCCGAAAAAUUCCAAAGGUGGAAUAUGAUGUUUUUCUUAUGGGGCGUGUUCAGAGGGAGGAAGGUGAAUGAAAAACCACUGACCAGAGACAUUCCCAGUGCUUCACAAGUAUCUAAAUGUGCAUCUUCACAUACAGAGGUUGUUGAAUCUCCAAACACUGUGCACAACACAGCUUAUGUAGAAAACAAAUCAAAGGAAUCUAUUAGCAAUAACAAGGCGACAUUGACUAGUUUGCCCUCACACCACAAAUCUACUGUCCAAGGAGCUCAUUUGGCGAUGACUGACAACAUGGAUAUAGACACUACUUCCAUGAAUAUGCAAUUCUGAGUUACAGUCAGGCCAGAAUAUUUUUGCUGAUGAAGCGCAUUACAACACGAAAGAGAAGGAAGCCUACUUGCAAUGACCAAAUUAGCUUUAACAUUGGGGGUUUAAUGAGAUAUAAAUAUAUACGUAUACGCGAGGCAAGACAACAGCUACCUUCCUACCUGACCGUGGAAAGGCACAUAGGAUUCUAAGACAGCCUGUCACAUACCCCUUUUAUCGACUCCACAAUACGUCGUCCCCAUGUCUCAUCGCGGUUGGGGGGGGGGGGGGGGGGGGGGGACAAACCUUAGCUCGGAAACAAUAGAUAAACGCAGAGCUGUUGUAUUUCUAGGGCGAAGCUUGCUUUUCGGUGGGGGGCUGUGAAGAACAAAUGAUGGGUCAUGUAUUUACAAAAAGGCAUUAUUGUAUAACUAUCCUCAUGAGCAGGGGUGUAUAUCCACAUGCAUGUAUGUUUGCUGCAUUAUAAUUUUAAACUUUUACCUUAGCUGUUUCUGCUCUCCUCAUAGGGGUUUUUGUAUAGAGUAGAGAAAGGAUUAGUCACCCUGAUCUUCAGUUAAUGUUUCUUUGUCAUUCCAGCUUCCCGUUCUGAGUGUACUGUCCAAACGCAUCAUCAUGCAUUAUAUGUGUACCUGCUAAAAAGGAUAGACCACCUUCUACA
Messenger RNA from Cuscuta europaea, 2704 nucleotides. NCBI's taxonomy places the organism in Eukaryota, Viridiplantae, Streptophyta, Magnoliopsida, Solanales, Convolvulaceae. The record is from the annotation of a GenBank genome assembly.